Messenger RNA from Suillus clintonianus, 2331 nucleotides. RefSeq lists its product as uncharacterized. The coding region runs from base 1 to 2331 and encodes 776 amino acids. Lineage: Eukaryota; Fungi; Basidiomycota; Agaricomycetes; Boletales; Suillaceae. The transcript has 19 exons. The record is from RefSeq and is a predicted model, not a curated record.
AUGGCUGGAAUUCUAUAUACGACUUAUACCAUCGGAGAUGGUCGGGUCGAUCUCAGCGAUAUAUGGCAAAUAGUUGGGGGGCGUUUGUCGGAAGCGCAAAGGGAGGAAUCGUUGAAAAAUAUUUCUGGCGACAACACAAGGCGUAGGACCGCCGAACGAAUUUUCAUGGAAGAUAGGAGGGAUCGGUGUCAGUUGGAAGUAUCCCUAUGCAGUCAGGCCAUCGAUUACGUCCAGCAGAGAUGGAUAAUUCCAUUGCGUCCUAUCGAGGUCCCAACCGCGGAUUAUGUCUCUAUCUCAGCAACUCCGAGAUGCGCUGUUACACCUCCCAUAGUGGUCCAUUCGGCAGCUGCAGCUGCUUAUUCGGCAGCUGCGCAACAGAAAUGUGAAAGUUGGUUAAGGAGACAACACACCGACCUCACACCAUCUAACGAAUUUUUCUCGAUCGAAAGUGACCUGCCUCCGAACGCUCUGGCUGCCGGUCAGCUUGCUCAUGCCCCUGAACAACGAACAUCAGUCUUCGUAAACUGCAACCCGUCGUUCCGCCUGUGCAGCACAUGGGUUACCCUUUGCGUCCACGAGGCCUUUGAUGAGGCACGCAAAGUGGAACUAAGCACUGAGGCUGGAUUGAUGGCAACAUAUCUCGACAUUGAACGUUACUAUUCUCACCACCGCAAUGCCAAGUCGGAGCUGCUUUACUUACGGGCAAAGAUGCUUCGCGCCAAAGCUGAGGUAGAAGUUUUUGCGCUGGCCAUCGAAAAUGCGUCUUCACCACAUUCAACUUAUUUCCAGUCGGUCCUACCAGAGCAGGUGCAUAUCUGCAAGGAACGGACUUUUGCCGGAUCAAUCAACGAUCGUACUGACUCGACUUAUGGUAAUAGCCUUGCGUUUGUCUCAGCCUCGAUAAUAUUUGAUCUGCAAUGGGUUCCUGGAACUCCAUUAAAAGGUGUAACCGUUGUUGGUAGCUUGCGUGCGCUCAUUCAUAUCAACUUGGUUGAUCGCAAGGAUUUUGUUCGUGACUUGUUGCAUCGCACCGCUGCUCGACGCGUCUCGAACAGAAUCAAGAUGAUUAGAGUUGCUACGGAAUCGACUCCCGGUCAUUUUCGGUAUGAAGCCCGAUCCACUCGAGUGUUAGCCAUUUUCCGGACAGGAUGGCCUUUAAGCUUUUGCUCCACGGAAGAUAUGGAUAAGGCGACCACAAUGGACAAGCUAGACAUCAUCUUGAAUUCCGCAUUUCUACCUGAUGGACUUGAUGCCCGGAGAGAUACCGCUCGUUAUGAGAUCCGAGAAAUUAGUCAGAAACCCGAGAUGAUUCUGCCAGAGGUCUUGCAUGAGGUUGCAUACGAGUUCGCUCAGCUCUACCUAGCUUUUGAGGGUGUAGGUGUUGAUGACGAGGAUGUAUUUACCCUCGCCACUAUUAAGGGAAUGUACUCCCGACUUUACACACAUCCUGAGUCAGUAUCCGGCCCUGAGGACUAUGGAGAAUGGGAUCGACCGAGGACGCUGGUUACCAGCCAUCAUACCUGCAACAGUCCGAGCCAUCUGGACUGUGAUUCCCUGGAACCACCCCCACCACCACCAUCCCCCACGAACAACGCACAUCUGGCUAUGAAAGCGGCGCGUAUUCUCAGCCUUCUCGCGACUACUUUUCUGUCCCGGAAUCGCUGGAGCCACGUCAUGGAGGCAACGUGUACGCAUCCCCUGCUGGUCGCCCUCCUGGGGCAUCAUCCAGUUAUGCGCCAGCGGGAGGUUACACCACCUCCUGGGGCUCCCCCUCAAGCUAGACCUUCAUAUGGACACGACCCUUCUCCUCAAGGAGGGUCGGGUCACGGCGCUGCAAGUGAUUAUUACAAUCGGCCUCCGCCAGCUGCUCAUGGUGAAUCCUUUAACCUACCACGCUACCAGCCUCAGCCACCGAGCGAGUUCGACGAAGAGGUGUACAAGUCUCAUUUCUCUGCUCAUGCUCAGGCUUAUGGUUCUGGUCAUGACGAUAAACCGAUGGCGAAUGAUGAUAUAGGCACAGCUGCCGCUAUCGAGGCGCUGAAGAUCACAGCUGCAAAUAACCAGGAAGACCACAGGAUGGAUUCCAAACUAACACGGACGCUCCGCAUGCAAGGCCAUCUGCCGGACCACAAGGUGGAUUCCAGACUGACACGGACACUCAGCAUACGAGACCGUCUGCUAAUAUUUCUUCUGAAUCAGCUCAAAUCGAGCCUGGUGAUGGCUCUCGAGAGUCGGGCGGUGGAGGUGAAGGUGAAGGAUCUUUGCCGGAAGUUGCCUGUCCACAGUCGAAAGACUCCUGUGACCGAAAUGACUACGACCUAUGAUAAAUAA